UUAAAAGGGACAGCAUUUAGUCUCUCAACCAUCUUAUUUACUUAACUGAGGAGAACUGUCCCUUUUUCCAUACGCUGUGUUUGCCACCAUAAGGCCAUCACUUCUCCUUUCCAUGAAGCAAGAAGGAAGGCAUCUUCCCAGGUUGUUUGGGAUUGGUUCAAAAUCGAUUAGAUUAAACUGAUUUGAUCAUGCUUUUGGUAUCCAAAAGGUGAUUAUAUACUGGCUUUUUUAGUAUUUUAGGUUUGAAGAGAAUUUCUAGUUCAGCUAAACUUUUAGUUAACUUGACGCUAUUUUGGGCAUUUCCUGCCUUCUGUUGGUUCAGUUUAAUGGCAGUUAGUGCCAAUAACUUUAAUCCCUCUGCCUCGUCAGACUAGCAUAGUUGGGUUAGUACACUCAUACCCAAUAGACAAAAUAAUUUAACUCUAAGUACGUCUUAACUCAGUGCUCUCACAAAGAGCAUGGUAGUGGGAUGAGACGUCUUCAGGGGGUUGCUUGACAAGAUAACGAGAAGAAAAUGGGAUCUCAUCCUUGCCCGCAGUUCGGAGCAAAAGGACAUUCCACCCAUCCUAACCAAGCAUAUGAGAUGGCUAAGCAACUGAAUGCCAAUUCUGCAUGAAACCUCAUUCUUGACUGUCUAUCCUGAAGUACUGAGAGAAAUCAGGCUCUUAAAAAUUGUAUGCAGUUUGCGCUACACAGAUGUGGAGUUUUGCGUCUCUGGGAAAGAAGAACCCUCCAAAUUGCACCUCUCCACACGCUGAUUGCUCAGAUGACGAGGCAUCUUCAUGCACAAGCAAGGAAGAAGGCCUAGAAUGCCCAAUAUGUUGGGAGUCCUUCAACAUAGUGGAAAAUGUGCCUUAUGUACUAUGGUGCGGACACACCAUGUGCAAAAAUUGCAUUCUGGGCCUUCAGUGGGCUGUUACCAAAGUUCCCACAGUACCAAUACAGCUACCGUUCUUUGUAUCCUGCCCCUGGUGUAACCUCCUAUCGCUCCGCAUAAUUUACAGAGGGAAUCUCACAUUUCCACGCAAGAACUACUUCCUCCUUUGGAUGGUUGAGGGAAUGAAUGGUGAGCGGGCCAGAUCAAGAUCUUCUAGCGAGCAACCUACUACUUGGCUCUCAAGUGGCAGCAGGGCAAGUGGAAAUGCAGGUACUUCCAACCCCGUUAGACGUGCGCUCCCUCCACAGGUUGAACCGUCCUCCUCCAGUGUGAACCGCACCAAUCGUAGGCCCCCGCUCCUGAAUACAGAGAGGGUGCAAGCUUCACUGCGCAAGUCUUUGUCAUUCUUGGUUCACCUGACCGCCAAGUUCCCGCUGGUGUUCAUUUUCGUCCUCAUAGUGCUCUAUGCUAUCCCUGCCAGCGCAGCUGUGUUGCUGUUGUACAUUGUUAUCACGGUGUUGUUUGCGCUGCCUUCCUUCUUGAUAUUGUAUUUUGCUUAUCCUAGUCUAGACUGGCUCGUUAGAGAAAUCUUUGCUUGAGAUUUCAUCCCAAAAACACUAGGCGGGUUAUGUCAGUGCUGACCUGGGAUCUAAUACAUGUAACUGAACUGAACCUUUCUAGCUUUUCUAUUUUCUUGACACUGUAAGUGCGAAUAUUCGUGGAAAUGUUUCUCAAUCUAGUGCAAACUAUCACGAUAUCUGCUUCUUUGUA
Messenger RNA from Lolium perenne, 1648 nucleotides. The record is from RefSeq and is a predicted model, not a curated record. NCBI's taxonomy places the organism in Eukaryota, Viridiplantae, Streptophyta, Magnoliopsida, Poales, Poaceae.